Molecule: messenger RNA, 1231 nt
Organism: Aaosphaeria arxii CBS 175.79
Lineage: Eukaryota; Fungi; Ascomycota; Dothideomycetes; Pleosporales
Product: Aldo/keto reductase
Exons: 2
Coding region: 1-981 (326 amino acids)
Cellular component (GO): cytosol
Molecular function (GO): aldose reductase (NADPH) activity
Source: RefSeq, a predicted model, not a curated record
AUGGUCCAGUCUACCUACAAGUUGGCCUCCGGCCAUGAGAUGCCCCUCGUCGGUUUCGGUCUAUGGAAGGUUCCCAAGGAGACUGCUGCUGAUACCGUUUACAACGCUAUCAAGGCUGGCUACAGACUUUUCGACGGUGCAUACGACUACCAGAACGAGAAGGAGGCUGGUGAGGGUGUCCGCCGCGCCAUCAGCGAGGGCCUCGUGAAGCGUGAGGACAUCUUCAUCACCACCAAGCUCUGGAACAACUACCACAGCAAGGAGCACGCAGUCCCUAUGGCCAAAUCUCAGAACGAGGCCUGGGGUCUCGGAUACAUUGACCUCUUCCUCAUCCACUUCCCCUGCGCUCUCGAGUACAUUGACCCUGAGGUCAAGCGCUACCCCGCCUGGUGGGCAGAGGACGGCACUUCCGUCAAGCCCGCCAACGUCCCCAUCCAGGAGACCUGGAAGGAGCUCGAGAAGCUCGUCGAUGAGGGUAUCGCCCGCUCCAUCGGCGUCUCCAACUUCCAGGCCCAGAUGCUCUACGACCUCAACACCUACGCCCGCCACCCCAUCUCCUCCCUCCAGAUCGAGCACCACCCCUACCUCGUCCAGCCCAACUUGAUCGCGAUGGCUCAGACCCACAACAUUGCCGUCACUGCCUACUCCACCUUCGGACCCCAGAGCUUCUUGGAGCUUCCUCCUCAGUUCAGGAAGCGCGCCGAGAGCGCCGGUCCUCUCUUCGAGAACGAGAAGAUCAAGAGCAUCGCCUCCAAGCACAACGUCACCCCCGCCCAGGUUCUCCUCAGGUGGUGCACUCAGCGCAACAUUGCUGUCAUCCCCAAGUCCAACAGCCCCAAUCGUCUUGCCCAGAACUUGGAUGUUCUCGGCUUUGACCUCACGAACGAGGAGCUUGAGACCAUUGCCUCGUUCGACAUUGGCCUCAGGUUCAACGACCCCGGUUUCUACCUCCCCAACCACCCUCUCCACAUCUUCGCUUAGACGCAUAUACCUCAUGAUGAAAAUGAACGGAUGUACAUAGAUGAUACUCAUACGAAGGAAAACAAAUAGACUUGUGGACUGAAUUAAAUAUAUUCUUCCAACUAAUUAACGUUGAUCUACACCGUAGUCCGUGACGCAAUGAUUUGCACAAUUAUCCUAUCGUUGUGUUGUCAAUUCGUGAUUCAGGAGAGAUCACUUGUUGAGGGCAAUUCUAUAGAAUGUUAAUUUAGAAGCGGAUUGCAAGAGAACG